Messenger RNA from Aedes albopictus (Asian tiger mosquito), 681 nucleotides. RefSeq names its product large ribosomal subunit protein uL29 (gene RpL35). Lineage: Eukaryota; Metazoa; Arthropoda; Insecta; Diptera; Culicidae. The transcript has 3 exons. Gene Ontology annotation, biological process: translation; maturation of LSU-rRNA from tricistronic rRNA transcript (SSU-rRNA, 5.8S rRNA, LSU-rRNA). Gene Ontology annotation, molecular function: structural constituent of ribosome; mRNA binding. The coding region runs from base 133 to 504 and encodes 123 amino acids. Gene Ontology annotation, cellular component: cytosolic large ribosomal subunit; ribosome. The record is from RefSeq and is a predicted model, not a curated record.
GUGCCCCCGCGUGGUGACAGCCAGCGGGACGUGACGUCACGACGUAGCUGCUGUCAUUUGCUCCUUUCGCAGCUCUUUUCCAAUCUAGCUGUCUAAAAUAGUGGAAGCCAGUGCAUUCCCACAGCGUUCAAAAUGGUGAAGGUGAAAUGCUCGGAACUGCGGACCAAGGACAAGAAGGAGCUGACCAAGCAGCUCGAGGAGCUCAAGACUGAGCUGCUCAAUCUGCGUGUGGCUAAGGUCACCGGUGGAGCUCCCUCCAAGCUGUCCAAGAUCCGCGUCGUCCGCAAGGCCAUCGCCCGCGUGUACAUCGUGAUGAACACCAAGACCAAGGACAACCUGCGCAAGCUGUACAAGGGCAAGAAGUACGUCCCGCUGGAUCUGCGCCCCAAGAGGACCCGCGCCAUGCGUAAGGCCCUGUCCCCCCGGGAUGCCGCUCGGUUGACCCUGAAGGAACAGCGAAAGCGCGCCAAGUUCCCGAAGCGGAAGUACGCCGUCAAGGCCUAAGGUUGCACCCCCCGAGAGUUGUCAAAAAGUGCAAACGGGCUUCUGUUUAUUAAACUUUUGUUUGUAAGUUGCGAAAUGCUAGGUACGGAACCGGUUUUGGGUUCCCAGCCAAAACAAAACUAGGGAGGACGUGUGGUGAAGAAGAAUAAAUUCCGGAAAAACUGUUUCCAAACUGGA